This is a messenger RNA of Mangifera indica (mango), 1379 nucleotides long. Its product is annotated as F-box protein At5g07610-like. Gene Ontology annotation, molecular function: protein binding. Bases 21 to 1289 code for a protein of 422 amino acids. The record is from RefSeq and is a predicted model, not a curated record. Lineage: Eukaryota; Viridiplantae; Streptophyta; Magnoliopsida; Sapindales; Anacardiaceae. The transcript has a single exon.
UAACCGAGCUUGAAUUUUCCAUGGCCAUAUUCCCCACCAUGAUAUCUGUUGAAACAAAGUCAGACAAAACCAUGAUCACCUCCUCUUCUUCCUGUUUCCGAGCAUCAUCAUCAAUUGAAACAGUUGCAAGCAACGAUGAUCUCGUAACGGAAAUACUUCGUCGCCUUCCGAUCAAAUCUUUGUUGAAAUUUAAGUCUGUGUCAAAACAUUGGCUGUCCCUCAUUUCGGAUCCUUACUUUCUACUCCGCCUAAGCCUUGUCCCUCAGCCCAUCACCGGCCUCUUUAUGCGUGGCGUCGGCAGUCCAGAAUACUAUUUCAUCAAUCUUGGUUUCACUCCUUCUUCUGCUCCCUUUAAAUCUCUCACUUUUGGAAACAACCCAUCACCGGGCUCAGUGAACACCAUCGAGCAAUCUUGCAGUGGCCUAUUAUUAUGCAGUAAUGGUAGAGAACUUUCCGGUCGACCGGAUUAUUAUGUUUACAACCCCACCACACAACACUACACUUUGCUUCCUCCACCCCUUGUUCAGCGUCGAAAUUCCGGUUUUAAUUUAGCAUUUGAUCCUUCAAAAUCACCCGAUUACCAAGUCAUUUGUGUACAAAAUUGUCAAAAUUUCGAAAUUGAAAGUCAUCGGAUUGAGAUUUAUUCAUCGAAAACAAGGACAUGGAGACUGUCUAGAGCUACUUACGCAACUCCAGAGUAUUUAAGUUACACAUUUUACCAGAGACUAUCGAAUGGAGUGUUUUGGAAGGGCUCCAUAUACUGGAUUAAUGAGCGGCUAUGUUUCAACAUCGAUGAAGAGAAAAUGCAGGAAAUGCCACUGCCGCCUUCUGUUGAUGGAUGGGAAGUAAGGUGCUUCUACUACUUGGGAGCUUCACAAGGCCAUUUGCAUCUCAUUGAGAACUAUGGUCCUGCUUUGUUCAAUGUUUAUGAGAUGAAAAACGACUGCUCUGGGUGGUCAGUAAAAUAUCGUGCUGAUCUUCGUAAAGUUGCAGCAACUUUUCCUGAGAUAGUGAGGAGCCAUGCUGAUCCAGAGGGCUACAACUACUACAAAAUUUCUACCAUUUGUGUUGUAAGGGAAGAAAAUGAGGAGGAUUCAUAUAUGCUGGUGCACUUACCAGGGAAGAUAAUUCGUUACAAUUUCAAGAAUGAAACUUUCAAGAAGAUAUAUGAUUUCGUUCCAAGUGAAUUCGAAUUUCGGUGUGAUUUUGGAGAUGGACGCUAUAUAACUGGAAUCGAAUUUGCAAGGUUGUAUGCUUUUCAAUAUAUACAAAGUCUUGCUUUUGUUUAAAUUGCAUGGUUCCCUGCACCAUUCCCGAUGUCAGGGCAACAUUUGUAAAACUUGAUGUACAUAUUUGAGUUGUCUCAUUAUACGAUUAAA